AUGAAUCAAUUACAAGAGUACAUGCGAAAUAAAGAAUUUCCUAUGUACUUACAAGACCGGCUUAUAUUGUAUUAUGAAUAUCGAUACCAAAAAAAAUAUUUCCGUCGUAUGCAACAAGAAAUUGCACGCUAUUCAAGCUAUCAAUUGAUUAAAAGUAUAAAAAUUCUUAGUGGAUUAUCAGAACAAGUCAUUGAUAAAAUUGUUGAUAGUGUUCGGCCUGAAGUAUAUUUACCUGGAGAUAUAUUAAUGAAAGCCGGCAAUACAGCUGAAUGUAUGUAUUUUUUGGUACAUGGAACAGUGGCUACUUACACAAUUAAUGGAAAAGAGGUGUGCCAUUAUGAAGAUGGUGAUUAUUUUGGAAUAGUUGCUGUAAUGUUACCAGAACGUAAACGAAUGUCGACGGCUGUUGCACUUGAAAUUAGUAAACUAUUUCGCUUCGAUAAAAAAUUAUUUAAUAUUUGUUUUCCAGUAAAUUCAGAAAUAUAUGAAACUCUGUUGCACAAUGCUUUAGUACGAUUAAAGCAAAUACUAACUGCAGAGGAAAAACAACGUUUGUACAUAAUUGAAUCUGCAAAUAAACAAUAA
This is a messenger RNA of Chrysoperla carnea, 585 nucleotides long. Its product is annotated as potassium/sodium hyperpolarization-activated cyclic nucleotide-gated channel 1-like. The transcript is spliced from 3 exons. The coding region runs from base 1 to 585 and encodes 194 amino acids. The record is from RefSeq and is a predicted model, not a curated record. Lineage: Eukaryota; Metazoa; Arthropoda; Insecta; Neuroptera; Chrysopidae.